Nematostella vectensis (starlet sea anemone) is the source of this 1515-nucleotide messenger RNA. Its product is annotated as DNA-directed RNA polymerase II subunit RPB3. Gene Ontology annotation, molecular function: protein dimerization activity; DNA binding; DNA-directed RNA polymerase activity. The coding region runs from base 84 to 908 and encodes 274 amino acids. The record is from RefSeq and is a predicted model, not a curated record. Gene Ontology annotation, cellular component: RNA polymerase II, core complex. Gene Ontology annotation, biological process: DNA-templated transcription. The transcript is spliced from 11 exons. NCBI's taxonomy places the organism in Eukaryota, Metazoa, Cnidaria, Anthozoa, Actiniaria, Edwardsiidae.
UAUUAGAGACUGGGGAGAGAUCGCCAUCUUAGAUUUUUAUAUUAGAAGAAGGAAGAACUAAAAAGGUUAUUUGUUGUUGAAAAAUGCCUUACGCAAAUCAACCCAGCGUAAAAAUUCUCGAACUGACAGAUGAAAAUGUGAAGUUUAUAAUAGAGAAGACUGGAAUGAGUAUGGCUAAUGGACUGAGAAGAAUCUUCAUUGCAGAAACCCCUACAAUAGCCAUAGAUUGGGUACAGAUCGAGAACAACACUUCAGUGCUCCAUGACGAGUUCAUUGCUCACAGAUUAGGACUUGUGCCAUUGACAAGUGAUGAAGUCGUUGAUAGGAUGACGUUUUCAAGGGAUUGUACAUGUGAUGAGUUCUGUGAUGAUUGUUCUAUUGAGUUCACCCUUGAUGUGAAGUGUACCGAUGACAGCACAAGACAUGUGACUACUCAGGAUCUAAUCUCUACCAACCCAAGAUGUGUACCUGUUACAUCUAGGAACAGAGAAGAUGACAGUAGAGAGUAUAUGGAACAGGAUGAUAUUCUAAUUGUCAAGCUCAGAAAAGGACAAGAACUAAAACUAAGAGCAUUUGCCAAAAAGGGGUUUGCUAAAGAGCACGCAAAGUGGAACCCUACAGCAGGUGUGGCCUUUGAGUAUGAUCCUGAUAAUGCCCUGCGGCACACAACUUAUCCGCGCCCAGAGGAGUGGCCAAAGAGUGAAUACACAGAACUUGAAGAAGAUCAAUAUCAAGCCCCUUUUGAUCCUAACGCCAAAGCUGACAAGUUUUACAUCAAUGUUGAGUCAUGCGGCUCACUCAAGCCAGAGAACAUUGUACUCUCAGGAUUAGCUAUUCUCAAAAAGAAACUUAGUGAUCUCCAGACCCAACACAGUCAUGAAGUAGCAGCUGAUGUGCUAACAAUAUAAGGUGGCACAAUCAAUGCAACAGCCAAUGGCUUGUAUAGACAAGGACACGGUUCAGCUGUAGUGCAGGGAGUUACAGCUACAUAGCAGUCAGUUAGGGCAAUAGCAUACAUGUUACAAGGGUGUUAUAGGGCCUCUACUACUGUAUGUAUGGUUUAUAACUUAUAGUCAUCACAUGAACCCUAGGGCCUGCUUUGACGUCAGAUUUCAGAGUUGCCAAAUUGAUGGUUGUCAAAAGUAUCUAGAUGAAUUCUAUGAUGUUUCUUUUCCUUCCUAGUCACUCAAAUUUUUCCAAUCAUGGUUUUACGAGUUAUGAUUGUGUACAAUCUCUGCAUGAACGUUGUUAUUUUCAGUGCAUAAAAGGGGUGUGGUCAAGGUUGCUCCCUUGUUGGCUACAACCCUGGCUGCAUACUGAGCAGCAUUUUCCACAGGUUUAGUUUUUAAGUGUUCCGGUGCUAAUAUUAAACCCUGAUUGUACCUCUUGUUAUUAGUAAUGCCCAAAAAUUGAGUAAUGCAACAAAGCUUUUUCCAGUAUAUCUGUAUCUUACAAUGUAUAAAAGUACUUUAUUCAAAACCUGUACAUUUUCUACAAAAAUAUUUAUACAUAAAA